AUGGCUCUUUAUAGUACUUUUGAGCCCGUACGUGCUUUAUUGCUCCAUCGUUUGCCCUUGUCCACUUUAGAGCAAGCCAUUACUAAACUAUUAUUAGAGGAGUCUCUAUUUGGGACUCUUAAAUCUCAGCAUAUGGAUUCUGUUCUUGCUACGCCAUCCUUACAGAGUUCCUCAUCUUCACAGCCCGCUAGUUCAUGCCAGUAUUGUUCUAACCGUGGCCUUCUAGCUACUCAUUCUUUUGUUCAGUGCCAGGGGACAAUUAAUGUUACGUCUACAUAUGACAGUAGGACGCAUGAUGUGGAAGGUUCUUUGGUUGCAAGGGGAGACUUGUGGAGAGUAGAGGCAUCACAUGGCAGUUCUACAUCAGGAACUGAGAAUUCUUCCCUCUUCCUUGUCCAGCUUGGACCUGUACUGUUUGUUCGUGACUCAACACUUCUUCUGCCAGUUCACCUGUCAAAACAACACUUGCUUUGGUAUGGGUAUGAUAGGAAGAAUGGAAUGCACUCUCUUUGUCCAGCUGUGUGGUCUAAACAUAGAAGGUGGCUCUUGAUGUCAAUGAUCUGUCUCAAUCCUUUGGCAUUUUCAUUCAUGGAUUUGCAGUUUCCAAAUGGUCAGUUAACCUAUGUGUCUGGUGAGGGCAUAUCCACUAGUACGUUCUUACCUUUUUGUGGUGGCCUGCUUCAAGCUCAAGGCCAAUAUCCAGGCGAGAUGAAGUUCAGUUUCUCUUGCAAGAACAAAUGGGGAACACGCAUCACACCAACUGUACAGUGGCCUGACAAAUCAUUCACAAUGGGUCUUGCUCAAGCUUUAGCUUGGAAGAGAUCUGGUCUUAUGGUGAGGCCAACCAUACAAUUCAGUGUAUGCCCAACAUUUGGUGGAAGCAAUCCUGGGUUACAGGCUGAACUAAUUCAUUCUGUGAACGAGGAGUUGAGUCUGAUUUGUGGUUGUGCUUUCAUGUCACAUCCUUCUGCAUUUGCAUCACUAUCUCUUGGCAGAUCGAAGUGGAAUGGAAAUGUUGGCAAUUCGGGGAUAGUCCUGAGAGUCGAAACUCCUCUCAGCAAUGUCGGCAGGUCUUCCUUCUCUGUUCAGUUAAAUAGUGGUAUUGAGUUUUGAUUUUUAUUACCGCACACGUACCGUUCAGUUUUUAACUGUAUAUAAAUAGUCUUGAGCUCAUAAAUAUAAACACAAUUUAUUUCAAUCUUGGUUCAUUGUAUAUACGAACACUACACCAUGGUAAAUAUGUUUGGAUUCUGGAAUUUUGGAGAUGAUGGAUAAAUGGAAUUGUUUUGGAUUCA
Messenger RNA from Camellia sinensis, 1295 nucleotides. The record is from RefSeq and is a predicted model, not a curated record. Lineage: Eukaryota; Viridiplantae; Streptophyta; Magnoliopsida; Ericales; Theaceae.